UGCAGAAAGAUGGCUGUAUCAAUGUGGCUGUCAGGAUUCUUAUUAUACCUAUUGGCACACUUCAUGGUAAAUGCUGAAAUAAAUGACAAGGGCGGUGAAAAAUCUGAGGAGGAUAUCAUCUACCGGGCUACAGUGACUGAUUCUCAGAUAAUCACUGAAGUUCCUAGUUCAUCUUCAAUGAAAGAUGCCAGCAUAGACUCUGAUAUAGAAGGGAAAUUUGACUCACCUUAUCGGGAGGAAAGGGAUCCUGGUCUGGAUGAUGAUUUUGACAAAAGAUCAAGUUCUAAAGAGGAUGGGAAGACUUUUCCUUCAGAACAUAGUGAACAAGUUCCUACUGAUAGGAGCAAAUCCAUUCAGGAUCAAGGAGAUUCUGUUGUAGGCGGGAGAGAAAAGGUUGUAGACGAUCAAAUAAACAUUGGCCAAGAGCAUAAAGAGGCUGUUCAGAAUAAGGAGGUCUCAUCUGAUAAAACAGAAGAUGGAGGAGAGAAGAUAGAUCUAGAGGAGGAGGCAGAUGUCAAUAGCGAGACUACAAACCAGAGUUACCGUUACUUGUCAUUUGGGAACAUUCUCAAAAGCAUUGUAGAUCCUGUGUUGGAAGGCGGUUCUGGAGUGUUGGCUGAUAUGCCUUCCUUUGAUAGUAAUGACUCAUCUCUGAAUCUCUCUGAAGUUGUGGACAAUGCAACAUUAGACAAGACUUCAGGGGAAGAUGAUGAACUUACAAAUAAAACAGACAAAAAGGUCAGGUUUCAAUGUAAUGGCAAGAACUUUACCGACAUAAAUGUAACGGAUGAGACUGUAAAAAUUGUUAACAACACUGGACUUUUAAAUACACUUAACUUUGACAAGAAUGAAAGUGUGUCGGACUGUGUCCUGGUAUUGUUUUUUGCCCCAUGGUGUCCUUUUUGUGCCAAAAUGGCACCUAACUACAAUGCCUUGGCCAGGGCAUUUCCUCAACUCGAGGUAUUGGCAGUGGAUGCAGCACAGUUCAGCAACCUCAAUGCCAGAUUUGGAACUGUAUUGGUACCAAACAUCUUGCUGUUUCACCAGUCCAGGGCAUUGGUCAGGUUUAACCAGACAGAUAAAAGUUUUGACAGUUUAAUAUCAUUUGUCAGGAAUAUUACAGGUCUGGAGCCAAACAGUUCGGUGAAUGUGACAACAGAGGACUAUGAAGGGCCCCUGUCGAGCGUACCAACAGAGGAGUCGGACUAUCUUCUUUGGGUGGCAUGGCUCUUCGUCCUAGUUUUCACCAGUAUUGUCUUUGUCCAGUCUGCUUAUGGCCAGCAGUGUAUUACUAAGGUACGCAUACUGUGGCAGGAACACCAGCACAUAGACUGAUCAUGCCAGUGGUCAAAAGAUAAGGUUUUUAAGAUGGCACAAACACAGUACAUGGAUCUGACCUAGUAUACUGUUGCAGGAAAGCCAGCACACAAACUGACCAGUGGUCAGUAAUGUAUCAGAGACGGAAACACUGUUACACAUACUGUGGUAGAAAUACCAACACAUGGACUGACCAGCAAACAGUGGAUUUCAAAGAUGGCAGAAAUACAGUACUAAAUACUGUACAUGGUAUUGGUGUUUUGGCAGGAACACCAGUUCCUAGACCAACUGAUGGUAAUUGUAAAUGAAUAUCAAAAAUGGCAUACUAUGGCAUAUAGCCCUGGUUUCCUCUGGCCCUGACACCAGACUUGGACAUUUUGAUAGAUAAAAUGUAGAUGUCUGGUAUGGCCCGAGGAAACUCGGGCUAACUAUGGCAGGAACACCAGCACAUAAGCUGUAACAGGAGGUCAAUGGAUUUCAAAUAUGAUACAUGUACUAGCAAAAAUACUGACUAGUGGUCAGUGAAAUGUAUCAAAAACACCAAUGACUAGUACUGUAAUAAAUAUCAAUACAUGAUGUCUUCUUUAUUGAAGAUAUCAAGUUGAUAGUUAACUACACCUGAUUGUGGUGUUCAAUUAAAUAUCCCUAAACAACAUUAUUUAUGUAGAGUCAAUGGCGAUGUCCUGCUUAUCCUGGAUGUUAUCAAAGCUAUAAGGCUGUGAUAUUUUUAAUAUUACUCUUGUUUGUCCUUCAUCAUUCCUGUCCAUUGGUGAUUACUUAUCACCUCCUCAGACACUUCUGACACUUCAAACUCUGCAUCCAUGCAUUGACUGAAGAUUCAUUAAAUAGUGGAGUUAUCAAAUGAUUGUCCAGACAUCUGAUAAUAUGGAUGACUUUCUUUGCAGAUGCCAGAAUACUUAGUGUUUUGAUAUUUUUUGGCAACCAGGCACUUUUACAUACUUCUAGGUCCAUAUACAGUAGAGGGUGCUGUGUAUAUGAACACAAGUGUUUCUUUCAGUUAUGUUUUGGGUAUAAAUAACAUGUGUGAUUAAACAUGGAUAGAUAGAUUAGCUUAAUGAUUGUGUGUAUAUAGUCUAUAGGCUAUAAGUAACAGUACAGGUAGCUAUAUAUAGUUUGUAUGGACAUUUGUCAUAAAACCUUGACCCAGUACAUUAGAUCACAUAUCACCAAAUAAUCUAAAUUACUAUGUAAGGAAACACUGUUACAUACAACUAGCAACAUUUGUACUACUUUGAAAAGGACUUGUGCUGUUAAGGGCCAUCCUUUUGUAAUAACUUGACUGAAAAGUAUUGUAUGAUCAUUGGACACACAUGUGGUGAAGUCUUAAUUCAACACUGUCAAAGCUUCUUUUAUACGCUUACCUCAUUUAACAAUAUUCAAUAAAUGGGGAGGGGAGAUAGAAUAACAGGAAGUUAGUAUAUGCAGUGGUAAUUUUGGAUUAAAGAAUGAGUUCCAAGUACACAGGGGUUAAAUGUGUAAAAACAAAAUAAACAGCUUCUUCUCGAUACCCUAAAGGCCCAGGGUGAUGAUA
This is a messenger RNA of Mizuhopecten yessoensis (Yesso scallop), 2869 nucleotides long. RefSeq lists its product as uncharacterized. Bases 10 to 1335 code for a protein of 441 amino acids. The record is from RefSeq and is a predicted model, not a curated record. The transcript is spliced from 4 exons. Lineage: Eukaryota; Metazoa; Mollusca; Bivalvia; Pectinida; Pectinidae. Gene Ontology annotation, cellular component: cilium. Gene Ontology annotation, biological process: cilium assembly.